This is a messenger RNA of Pygocentrus nattereri (red-bellied piranha), 5939 nucleotides long. RefSeq names its product ATPase phospholipid transporting 10D (gene atp10d). Gene Ontology annotation, cellular component: plasma membrane. Lineage: Eukaryota; Metazoa; Chordata; Actinopteri; Characiformes; Serrasalmidae. The transcript is spliced from 23 exons. The record is from RefSeq and is a predicted model, not a curated record. The coding region runs from base 277 to 4371 and encodes 1364 amino acids. Gene Ontology annotation, molecular function: ATP hydrolysis activity; ATPase-coupled intramembrane lipid carrier activity; ATP binding. Gene Ontology annotation, biological process: phospholipid translocation.
UCUUCCAGUACUGAUGCGCAAAAGCUCGAAGUGAGAAGUUCCGCGCAAGUCUCCGCCGAGGUCGCCUCUCAUCUGGAUUUUAAGUAGCGCUGAGAAAAGCGAAUAAAUGACGGUGGGAGUCGCACACACGCCACCCAGCUCAGCACGGCGUGUCACCAAAACAUCACCUGGAUCAUGAGGCAGAUCUGAUGAAGUAAGCCGGACGAUUCCUGGGGGAGGCAGUGGGGGCCUGACCUGGGCUGUUUUGCAUUAGCCCAUCAGAUCUCUUGCACUUCGAUGGAGCACCUCCGUUGGAUCAGGCACCGAUGGCAGCAGGUGAGUGCUGCAGAUUCAAGGCAGGACUGGACCUCUCCUGCUAACUUGCUGCCCUCAAAAAGUGACUUGGAUCCUCAAGACCACACGGGGCACCGGCUUUCUGGGAAACGGAGGACAGUAGUAGCACGACAUGGCCCACACCAGGCGGAAUACCACAACAUCUCUAAGGGCUAUCAAGGCAAUGGUAUCCGUACUACCAAGUACACCCUUCUCAGCUUCAUACCCAUGAAUCUGUUUCAACAGUUUCACAGGGCGGCAAACCUGUACUUCUUGUUCCUGGUGUUGCUGAAUUGGGUCCCUGUGGUGGAGGCCUUUCAGAAGGAAAUCACCAUGAUCCCUCUGGCUGUGGUGCUCACUGUCAUUGCGUUCAAAGAUGCCAUGGAGGACUACAGGCGGUACCGCUAUGACCAGAAAAUAAACAACAGCAUAACACAUGUUCACAGCAGGAGGCAGAGGGGAUAUGUGGAGCGUCGAUGGGCAGACGUUUGUGUGGGUGACGUGGUGCGUCUGUGCUGCAAUGAGAUCAUUCCUGCUGACAUGGUGCUGCUUCACUCAUCUGACCCCAAUGGAAUAUGUUACAUUGAAACUGCCAACCUGGAUGGGGAAACAAACCUCAAACAGAGACAGGUGGUACAAGACCUUCCUCAACAAGGAUCAGAAUUUACUCCAGAAAACUUUAGCAGUCGCAUCGAGUGUGAAAACCCCAACAAUGAUCUGAGGCGCUUUAGGGGUUACAUGGAGCAUCCUAAUAAAGUAAGGGUGGGAUUACAUAGUGAAAACCUCCUGUUGAGAAGCUGUACAGUGAGGAACACAGAGACUGUGACUGGCAUUGUGGUCUAUGCAGGUCAUGAGACAAAAGCAAUGCAGAAUAACAGUGGGCCGCGCUAUAAGCGCAGUAAAUUGGAGCGCAGGCUUAAUGUAGAUGUCCUGUGGAGUGUAGUCCUACUGCUGCUCAUGUGCCUUACUGCUGCUGUAGGCCAUGGUGUGUGGCUGAGCAGACUGAAGGAUCCUGUCUUCAUGAUCCCUGAUGACACAGACCCUGCCCUUGCUGGCUUCUACAUGUUCUGGACUAUGAUUAUUGUCCUGCAGGUGCUCAUUCCAGUCUCCUUGUAUGUGUCUAUAGAAAUAGUGAAGUUGGGCCAGAUCUAUUUUAUCCAGAAUGAUCUGGAUCUGUAUAAUGCCAGGCUGGAUUCUGGCGUACAGUGCAGGGCACUGAACAUUACAGAGGAUCUAGGACAGAUCCAGUACCUGUUCUCUGACAAGACAGGAACUCUUACGGAGAACCGCAUGCUGUUCCGCCGGUGCACUGUUGCUGGCACUGAGUACCCUCAUCAUGAAAACGCUCGUGCCAUGGAGCAGUAUGAAGAGCAGUGCCAUGGGCCGCUGGAUAAUACACUCACACUGCGCUCUCGCUCCAGCAGGAAGUCGCUCAGCUGCAACCGCAGCUCUGUAUCUCUCAACACACUUGCUGCAGUCUCUGACAUACACUCGCCACAUGACACCCUCCGCCGACACGCAGCUGGGGCUUUCAGCAGUACCAUGGAGUGUGCAGUGGUUCCAGAUGUGCAGCUACAGAGGAAGCUCAGUGCACUGUCAACUCCUCUGUGUCCUCCUCUUAAACAUGACACUGCAGAACUCUCCCACAUCCUGGACUUUUUCCUCGCUCUAGCUGUCUGCAACACGGUGGUGGUGUCCUCCCCCAGCCAGCCACGCCACAUGGUGCAGAUGCCGGUGGCUCGCACUCCACUGCGCUCUCUGGAAGAGAUGAAGGCUUUGCUGCAGAAACUCAGCCUCCCCCGCUUCUCCCUGUCCCCCUCUCAAAACACAGACAGUCCCCCGGGCCUCACCCGCAGACUGUUCUCCCGGGGCCGCUCUGCCACUUUUGCCCCAUACACCCCCAACACCCUCAGUGCUCCGCCACACACACCCACUUCCACCACGCCCAGCCCCAUACCCACACACACUCCAUCACCCAGCUCCACCCCCAUGCCUAUCCACAGAGGAGCCUGGGGGAAGGACGAGGAGCUGGCUGACGAAGACUCUGUCGAAGAAGAAGAUGACGAUGAGGAGGAGGAGUUGCUGUAUGAGGCGGAGAGCCCAGAUGAAGCGGCCCUGGUGCAGGCGGCCAGGGCAUAUGGCUUCACUCUGCUGGGCCGAUCCCCAGAGCAAUUGCUAGUAGUCCUGCCUGGCACUGGACCCCUCUCUGUCCCUCUCCUGCAUCUGCUGCCCUUUGACUCCACACGCAAGAGGAUGUCAGUGGUGGUUCGGCACCCGCUUACAGGCCAGGUGGUGGUCUACACCAAAGGAGCUGACAAUGUCAUCAUGGAACUGACCACAUUAGGUGACGAUAGCUGUUCUAGAGAGAUCAUGGAACGGACACAGCAACACCUGGAUGACUACGCCAGAGAGGGCCUACGCACACUAUGUGUUGCUAAAAGAGUCUUGGAUGAGGCAGAGUAUGAGCCAUGGCUAAAGAGGCAUGCUUUUGCUGAAACCAGUAUUGAAAACAGGGAGGAACUUCUGCUUGAUUCCGCCCAGCGACUGGAAAAUAACCUUACAUUAUUGGGGGCAACUGGUAUAGUAGAUCGACUGCAGGAAGAAGUUCCCGAGACUAUUGAAGCUUUACAGAGAGCAGGGAUCAAAGUAUGGGUCCUCACAGGGGACAAACAGGAGACAGCCAUUAACAUAGCUUGUGCCUGCAAACUACUGCGACCAACUGACCGGUUACUGACUGCCAAUUGUGACAGUAAGGAAGCCUGUGAAGCUCGGCUGUGUGAGCUCCAGCGAGACAUCAGCACCAUCACAGAGAGGGGUUUAUCUGACAGCAGCAUGGGCGUGUCCGAGGGUGAUGCUGUUAUUUCUGGCUUUACUCUGGUGAUUGAUGGCCGGACAUUAGACUUUGCCCUGCAUGAGGACUUGCAGAAGAAUUUUCUCGAUCUGACGAGCGGCUGCCGAUCAGUAAUAUGCUGCAGAUCCACCCCCCUGCAGAAGAGCCAAGUGGUUCGACUCAUUGGAGACUCCCUAGGGGUCAUGACCCUGGCCAUAGGUGACGGAGCAAAUGAUGUCAGUAUGAUUCAGGUGGCAGAUGUAGGUGUCGGCAUCUCAGGCCAGGAAGGCAUGCAGGCGGUGAUGUCUAGUGAUUUUGCAAUCUCUAGAUUUAAACACUUGAGAAAACUGCUGCUGGUCCAUGGUCAUUGGUGCUACACACGACUAGCUAACAUGAUCUUAUACUUCUUUUACAAGAAUGUGAUGUAUGUGAACCUGCUGUUCUGGUUCCAGUUCUUCUGUGGUUUCUCAGGUAGCACUAUGACAAAUUCAUGGGUUCUGAUCUUCUUUAACCUGCUGUUUACCUCUGUUCCACCGCUGCUGUACGGGGUGAUGGAUAAGGACGUUUCUGCCAGUACGCUGCUCUCCCUGCCUCAGCUCUACAAAGCUGGACAGAACUGUGAGGCCUACCUCCCCUCCACCUUUUGGUUGACCAUUCUGGAUGCUUUUUACCAGAGCCUGAUCUGCUUCUUCAUUCCAUACUGUGCAUAUGCAGGAUCAGACGUUGGGCUGCUCUCUUUUGGUUCUCCUAUCAAUGGCUCUGCGCUCCUCAUCAUUCUCCUACAUCAGGUCAUAGAGAGCCGCACGCUGACUUGGCUACAUGCAGUAGUGUUACUAGCCAGUGCUGGGUUCUACUACGCCUUUGUCCUUGUGUUCAGCGUCACAUGUGUGACGUGUAACUCUCCCACAAAUCUCUACGGCGUUGAGACCAAACUCAUGUCUGAGCCACUCUACUACUGUGUGUGUGUGCUCACUACUGUACUAGCUCUGCUGCCCAGGGUGUUGUGCCGUGCACUCUUGAACUCCAUCUGUCCGUCUGACCUGGUGAAAGCUCAGAAACUAGACAGAUCCCUCCUGGAGCAGUACUGGGCCACCAUUCAUCAGUGGAAAGAAAACAAACUGGACAGGCAAAAACUAAAGUCCAAGCAUGUUCCUCAGACCCUCAGUGUGAAUGCUGAUGUCCCCCACUCUGUAGACUGCAGUCAGGAACCAAUUUCUGUACUCUCUUGACCAGAGAUUUUUUGAGCAGAUAUUGCUUCAAAACUGAGGUGUUACUCAUUGCACUUUAAAGGUUUGGAGAUACUGGGCAGGUCCAGUCAAAUAUCACAGCUAGCUGUGCUCUGACCAGUGAGAGUGUUCAAUCCCAACACUGAUGUGCCACCACACCCUCACCAUCUGCUUCUAAUCCCACAUCAGCACAAGGGAUCUUGAUCUGUUCCAGACCUACAACCAAACAUGAACUACCAAGGUGUUUAUAGUUAAAAGGCCUUACACUGUAUUGCCUUAUAUAAGACAUAAACUCCAGCACUCUACAGGUUGAAAGAAGCUGAAGAGAUGUGGUGAGGACCAGUCUGUGUGUGGUUUAUUUGAACCAGCGUUUUGCAGUUGAUUCACUACAAGAGUUGCCAUUCAGCUACAGCAUCGUUGUUCAGAAAUGAUACAUGGUUUAUGACCACAUAAACAUCCAUAUACAUGAUCCUGAAAGGACUAGUCCAAAGUUUUGAACCCACCAAAAUAAUUAUUUUCUAAUUAUUUUGGUGAUUUUUUUUUUCUUUUUUCAAUGCAAACAAACCUCCCAUGGACACCGCCUACAUUCAGAUUAUGGUUAAUAUUGUUUGGUUCUUGUUUUUUGCUUAGAUAUGCUCUUUUUGCCUUGAUGGUUAAUGUGAAAUAUCCACAUGCAUCAUGAAAAAACAGGAAGAAAAAACAUUUCUUGCAAGACAAUCCAUCAUUGCAGUAGCAAUGCAGUUCAUGUUCGCACUGGAUAAUGACAGCAUUAAUGUGAGAAAAGAGAAAAGAACAUCUCAGUGUUCUCACUAUGACUGCAUGGCUUCUGAAUUGUUCUGACAGAUGUUACUUUCAGCCAAAAAAAAUCUGAUUUGUGCAAUCCCUUAUUUGAAUAUAGUCUCAGUAAAUCUAAUACAUUAAUAUCACAAUAUUUAGUGCUAAUAUUAACAUCUUAUGGUAAGACUUCCAUAGGCAUUCCGUGCUAAUUUAAAUGUUGGUAGCAAAGUAUUAGUACAAACUGUUUUUUUUUUUAACCAAAAACUGGAUUCUAUGUCCGGGGCAAGCCUGUGCUUUAAUUCUUUUUUCAGCUUUUUCAGCUACAAAACACAACACAGUUAUUUAUAGCCAUGUACUGUAUACCUUCACAUUUAAUUCUACGCAUUGUAUGUGGAUCUCAGUUAUGAUGAAUGUGAACAGAAGAAUAAUAUCAUGUCAGAAGGCUAAUGUGCUGUUGAUUGACUGAAUUAUUCAUGUUUAUUAUUUCUGUAAACCAGCACUAAUGGCCUCAUGCAACUCAAAGGCUGAGAGACCCUGAACUGUGUGUAUUAUGAAAGGAAGUAAGACGUGAAUAUCCGAGUGUGACCUGUGUUGAUCCACUAUUAUGAUAAAGAAUGAUCAUGUAAAUGCCUGGACAAAUGGAGUGAGUUUUUUUCUACUUCAGGAGGCCUUUACUUGACCAAAAGAUGCAUUUGUGUUUAAUUAGAUUUUGGAAAAUUGUGAAACUGAAAAUAUCUGUUUGUGUUUUUUCUAUGGAAGAAAUAAAAAACAACAGUCAUGAGUCCACAACUUUA